UGAUACAUUUUUGCCACGCCUUUUAAAUAGUAGUAAAACCAACAAAUUUCUGAAGUAAAUAUACUUGAAGUAAAUAACACAAUCGAAGACUGUUGAAGAAUCAACGCGCAAAGUUUUAGUGUUGAACGUUUCCUGAUGCCUCUGAUUAAUGCUUGUUGCCAGCAUGCUUACUUUGAUGACACGAACAUGAUUGAUAUGGUAUAUAGAGGGGAAACGCAACAUGCGCUAUAUAGAUAAGGUGGUAGGAGUCAGCACUAACACCAUCUUCUCAUUUUCCAAGCCAUGUCCUCACAACUUUCAAUUUUUCUUCUGUGGUUGCUAUAUGCAACUAUGUUCCACAGAGCUGCCUCUGGAACCAGUUUUCAUCUUGUUUGCAACGAAAAGGAUCGAUCCGCAUUGCAGAUAUUCAAACUUGGUGUUGUGAAUCAUUCCAACAAGCUCCCUUCCUGGUCCUCUCAACAAGAUUGCUGCUCGUGGAAGGGAGUCCACUGUGACAACAACACAGGAAGAGUUACAAGGCUUGAUCUAAAGCAACAAUACUUGGAAGGUGAAAUCAACUUGUCUUUGUUUCAAAUUCAAUUUUUGAGCUACUUGGACUUGAGCUUGAAUGGCUUUACUAGUUUAAGUGCACCAUUUGAUGCUCAUGCUAGCUUCUCUGAUGUCCAGUUUCUCGACUUAUCCUUUAAUGAUGAUCUUCAUGUUGAUAAUCUCCUCUGGCUUAAUCAACUUUCUUCCUUGAAAUAUCUCAACCUUAGUGAAAUCAAUCUUCAAAAUGAGUCCAACUGGCUUCAGUCAAUGCAAUUGCAUCCAUCACUGUUAGAGCUAAGAUUGGCAAGUUGUCAUCUUACCAAUAUCAGUCCAUCCAUCAAGUUUGUCAAUUUUUCCUCACUCUUAUCUCUUGACCUCUCUGGGAAUCUUUUUGAUUCAGAAUUGCCCUACUGGCUUUUCAACCUCACCACCAUCUCCAAUAUCGACCUCAGCUUCAAUUUCCUAAAAGGUAGCCUACCAAAGAGCUUGUUGAGCCUUGGAAACCUUAAAUCUUUAAGGUUGCACGACAAUGAAAUUAAUGGAUCGAUCCCGGAGUGGCUAGGCCAACAUGAACAUUUGCAAUAUCUUGGUUUGUCUGAUAACAUGUUUGUUGGUUCAAUCCCUUCAUCAAUUGGAAAUCUCUCAUCCUUAGUUGACUUGAGCAUAAGCUCCAGGUCAUUGAAUGGUAAUCUUCCAACCAGCCUUGGACAGCUCUUUAAUUUGAAAAGCUUGUUCAUUGGUGGUGAAUCCUUGUCAGGUGUUCUUCAUGAAAACCAUUUUUCCAAUCUCUCUAAUUUAGAAGCACUGGUGUUGAAUGCUCCCUUUUCAUUCGACUUGGCUUCUGACUGGAUUCCUCCUUUCCAGUUGGAGGGCAUUAGUUUGAGCAAUGCAAAGUUAGGUCCUAAAUUUCCAGAAUGGCUUUACACACAACACUCACUAGUAUAUCUAGAGGUUCCUAAUUCAAGUAUCUCAUCCAUAAAUGGUGACCAGUUUUGGAGGUUUGUGGCUAAUAUUACACAACUCAACCUCUCCAAGAACAACAUCUCUGCAGACUUAACAAACAUCACACUCAACUCACAGCUCAUAUUUAUGGAUCAUAAUAAUUUCACUGGAGGCCUCCCACAUAUAUCAGCAAAUGUUAUCUAUUUGGACUUGUCCCGCAAUUCUUUCUACGGACCAAUUGCCCCUUUGUUCUGUCACAAGUUGGGCAGUCAAAACAAUUUGGACUAUUUGGACAUAUCAUUCAACCUUUUAACCGGAGGAGUUCCUGAUUGUUGGGAGUAUUGGAAAGGUUUGUCUUUCCUUUUCAUGGAGAGUAACAUGCUAACAGGUGAACUCCCUCCAUCAAUGGCUACAUUCAUUGAUCUCAUAGCACUGGAUUUGCACAACAACAGCUUGUCUGGCCAUUUUUCAUUGGACCUAUCGAACAUAACAAAUUUGGAAUUCAUCAAUAUCAAACAGAACAAUUUUUCUGGGACUGUACCAACAAAGAUGCCACGUGCUAUGGAAGUGAUGCUACUGGGAUCUAACCAAUUUGAAGGAAACAUUCCAACCCAGCUAUGCAAUCUCUCUUCACUGAUUCAGUUGGAUCUUUUCCACAACAAUCUCUCAGGACCUAUUCCUCCAUGCAUCAGUGACAUUCCUAGCAUGGGGGGAGCACAAAGAACAAGUCAUUACCCGUUUGAGUUCAAUUUGUACAACAAAGGCCAGGAGCUACAGUAUGAAGACUAUGGAUUACUCAGAACACUUGAUCUUUCAUCUAACAACUUGUCAGGAGAAAUCCCUUCACAAGUUUUCAGUCUUGUUCAGUUACAGUCCUUGAACUUGUCACGAAAUCAUUUCACAGGAAAGAUAUCAAGGGAGAUUGGAAGCAUGAAGAACUUGGAAUCUCUUGAUCUAUCUAGCAACGAACUUUAUGGAGAAAUUCCUGGUUCCAUUUCCUCUAUAUCUUUCUUGAGCUUCUUGAAUAUGUCAUACAAUGAUUUCACUGGACAAAUCCCAGUUGGGACUCAGCUUCAGAGCUUGAAUGCUUCUAGCUUUGCUGGGAACCCUAGGCUUUGUGGAGCUCCUCUACAAAUUAACUGCACACAAGGAAGUGGUAGCGUUGAAGUGUCAAUGCAAUAUGCAGGAAGCAAUGAUGAUGCCUUUGAAACCGAGUCACUCUACCUUGGGACAGGAGUUGGUUUUGCAGUGGGAUUUUGGGGGCUUUGGGGUUCUCUAUUCCUUAACAGGACAUGGAGGCGUGUGUAUAUUCGGUUCCUUAAUUAUGGUGCACACAAACUUCAUGUCUUUGUGGCUGUCAAGUUAAAAGCUUUAGUGGCACAUCACUAAGUUCCAUGUGGUAAAUGAAAGUUGAUCACUCU
Vigna umbellata (rice bean) is the source of this 2891-nucleotide messenger RNA. Its product is annotated as receptor-like protein EIX2. NCBI's taxonomy places the organism in Eukaryota, Viridiplantae, Streptophyta, Magnoliopsida, Fabales, Fabaceae. Gene Ontology annotation, molecular function: protein binding. The record is from RefSeq and is a predicted model, not a curated record.